AACACAAUUGUUUUGGAACUACUGUCUACUGGGAUAAAAAUUAAAUGACAGUGACACUGACAAGUUAACCUAAACCUAUAAAAUAAAUAAUUUUAAUUUUAAAUGAAUCAUCUACAAUCUACAACACCCUUGUACUUUUAUAAAAAGAAUAGUUAAUAUUGUUAUUUAUAAUUUUUGUAGUUUAAUAUUUAAUGUAUAAGUUGAUUCUAAGCGAUUACUAAACAUGUUUUACUCCGAUGUAUAUGAUGAUUUCAACUUGUUUAUAACGCCGGAUAAGUUUUACAUUUGUCCUAAAUUGAGUUCCAAGUAUUUGGUAGUGGAUCGUGUGUCCGAAUCGCUCUCUUUGCAGAGUAAUGUAAAUGAUAUUCCUGUUGCUACAAGUUCUCGUGAGUUUUGUGGUUUACUCGGAAGCGUUCGUUUAUUGGCCGGCCAGUAUCUAAUCAUAGCUACGAAACGCACUUACGUUGGAUCAAUUGCCGGUCAUGCAGUUUGGUGCCUUGUCUCCAGUGAGCUUAUUCCAUAUAAUCGUAGUACUCUCCAUUUGAAUGCCGAGCAGUUAGAUGAUAACAAUUCAUACUUGAGUAUGAUUAAAAAUGUACUGGACACUCCGUAUUUGUAUUUUAGUUACACUUACGAUCUUACUCAUACAAUGCAACGGUUACAUCUAAUGGAGCCCGACUUUUUGAAUCGUUCCUUAUUUGAGAGGGCCGAUCAUCGCUUCGUAUGGAAUUCCAAUCUAAUCAAACAGAUAUUUCGUCCGGAAAUUCACAACUUCUGUCUUCCACUAUUGCAUGGGUUUAUGGCGAUUAAUGACUUUUCGAUCAACGGUUACAACUUUACCUGGACCGUCAUUUCAAGAAGAAGCAUCAAUCGACCCGGUACAAGACUGUUCCGCCGAGGUUUGGAUAAUGUUGGAAAUGUAGCAAAUUUCGUCGAAACCGAACAGAUUGUGGAGUGCCAGGGUGAUAGAGCGAGCUUUGUGCAAAUUCGCGGUUCGAUACCUCUGUAUUGGAGCCAGUAUCCGGAUUUGAGGUACAAACCGCCGCCACAUCUGGUGGAUGUCGCAGCCGAUGAGCAACAAAGUGCGUGCGCUCGCCAUUUGGACAGCCUGAGUGUGUAUUAUGGGCGACAGGUGCUUUUAGAUUUGGUCGAUCAGCGUGGUUCUGAAGGUAAGCUGCAAAAGGCUUAUGCGGACACUGUGCAGGCGCUCGGAUUUCCUUUCGUAAGAUACGAACCUUUCGAUUUCCAUUCGGAGUGCCGACACAUGCGAUGGGAUCGUUUGUCGAUACUAUUGGAUCGCAUAUCUUUGGAGCAGGACGACAUGGGAUUCUUUUUGUUACUGAGAGAUGGAUCAAUACCUCUUCUACAGGAUGGCGUCUUUCGUACUAAUUGUGUGGACUGUUUAGAUCGGACUAAUGUCGUACAGAGCAUGAUUGCCAGACGAUGUUUAGGUAACAUAUUGCAUAAGUUAUCUAUAAUAAAAAGUGAGGAGAGUAUAGAGGAAUUUCCGUCCUUAGAACGAGUGUUUAAGGAAGUUUGGGCAGAUAAUGCCGAUUUAAUUAGUCUUCAGUAUUCUGGCACAGGUGCUCUUAAAACUGAUUUCACACGAACCGGCAAACGGACGCACGUUGGCCUUAUGAGAGAUGGCCUUAACUCGUUGACGAGGUAUUAUAAGAAUAAUUUCAGUGAUGGUUUCCGCCAAGAUGCUAUUGACUUAUUUCAUGGCAUUGCCGAAAUUAAGUCACCAUUGCGAAUCGAGCGUGGUUGGAAGUAUAUUACUUUCCCGUCCGUAUUAUUAGUAGCAAUUGCUAUGUUUGUGGCAUGUGCGAUUUUACCUUCGGAGUACUCGACAGAUUCUCUUUUGUUUAUUCUGUUCUGGGGUGUAAUGGUUACAGCAACGUUAACGACCAUUUUGAAUCAUGGUCCUGAGUUUGUUGAUCAACCAAGGCUCACUGUUCUCUAAUCGCUGUGAUGGACGUCUCUUGAGGAUUUUGUAGAAAAUAAUUUAUAAGCAGUAUUUUGAAGAAAUCCUUCCUCUCAUAUUGCAAAGGAUCACUUAGAAGACCUAGUACCUAAGUGAUAAGCUCAUAAAUUUUUACUUUUUGCCGAUAAUUAAAUCGAGAAAAUUUUGCACUAAAUGUUGUGUUAUACUGUACUUUAUAUUAUAUUUUGUUGUUUGUAACAUGUAAGUAUAAUAGACUAAUGCCUGGUUUCACAAACGAUGAUUAAGGUUAAUCACUGAUUAAAAAUAUUUGAAUGUUAGCCAGCUUUGAUUAUACGCUCAGAUGUUUCCCAUUCUAAUAUUUUUAAUCAGUGAUUAACCUUAAUCAUCGUUUGUGAAACCGGGCAAUAGUAUAAGUGUAAUUAUAUGUAACUACCACUGUAACAUGGCGGCUCUAUUUUUGUUGCUGUUGUACCUGUACAUAGUGGGCCAAAGUAGACGCUUUAUUUAGAGAAUGUCACUGGCACCAAUAACACCUGUCUCAAACUGUCUGGCCAUUAGGGGUGAUGAAAAUAAGUUAUACGUUACUAAAGAAACGCCCCAUAUCGUCCAGACAGUUUGGUCUAUACACAUUUUCUCACAAAUGGAGUUGAGUUUGAGUAAGAAAGCGUCUACUUUGCCACUAUACCUAUAAAUCACAAUACAUAAAACUUGUGUAGGUUUUUGCGUAGUGUAUAGUCACAGAUGUAUAUAAACUGUAUACAUGUGUGAUAUAAUCAUAUAUAUACGGAUAUAAUAUACAAUGGCAUACAUGCAUUUCUAUUUAUAUAACGUUGUUAUCUUUUGUUAAGAAUAAUUGUUGUUGAAAGGUUUGUAUAUUUUGUACAGUGAAAGGUUGGUAUAUUUUUAUAGUUUCUGAAAUGUAGCGUUCAAUUGUAACUAAGUAGAUGAUGUGAAAGGUCAUAUUUUGUGAGUUUAAUAUGUAUAAUUUGUUGUCAAUUUGUAUAUUCUACUUAUAUUUAAGUAGUUUUCUGAUACAAUAAAAAUUAAAUAAAUUUAACAGGAAAUUAA
Molecule: messenger RNA, 3013 nt
Organism: Photinus pyralis (common eastern firefly)
Lineage: Eukaryota; Metazoa; Arthropoda; Insecta; Coleoptera; Lampyridae
Product: phosphatidylinositide phosphatase SAC1-like
Exons: 4
Coding region: 224-1963 (579 amino acids)
Biological process (GO): phosphatidylinositol dephosphorylation
Cellular component (GO): endoplasmic reticulum
Molecular function (GO): phosphatidylinositol-4-phosphate phosphatase activity
Source: RefSeq, a predicted model, not a curated record